CUCUCGGGGCUCCAUCGGAGCGUCUCCUCUGGGCAUGGGCAGAGUGCUGCUGCUGCUGCUGGGCGCCGGCCAUGUUCGCGCAGGUCUUCGUGCUCUCCUGGCGGGGCGAGCGCCUCCUCCACAAGGACUUCCGAGGCGGCGGCGGCGCCUGCCAGGAGGAGGAGCAGGAGGACGGGGCCCCGUCGCGGUUGUCGGGUCCGGCGCUGGAGGAGGCCUUCUUCCGCGGAGUGGCGGUGCUGGCCCCCGACCAGGCCCCGGUCUUCUUCGCGGGUGGCGCCGGGGUCCACUUCACUCACGUCCGUCACGCGGGGCUCUUCUUCGCGGGCGCCCUCCGGCCGGGAGCCUCGCCCUUCGCCGCAGUGGAGUUCCUCAACAGGCUGGCCGCGCUGACCAGGGACUCCUGCGGAUCUCUCGAGCAGAAGGCCCUCGCCCUCAACGCCCCCCUCCUCCACGAGCUCCUGGACGAGAUGAUGGACUACGGCUACGUCCAGACGAUGGCCCCAGAGCUGCUGAGGAACUUUGUCCAGAUGGAGCCGGUCCUGGGCCAGCGCUUCAGCCUCCUCGACCUCAGCACCGUGGGCCUGGUGAGCAGGGCCCUGGGGACGCUUCCUGCGGCCCCCUCCUGGCCUUGCCUCCAGGGCUAGGGCCACCUUCCGGGGGGGGGGGGGGGGGGGAGGGGUUUAGGGCGAAGCCUCUUUGGGGGCAGGCAUCCCCCCCCAAAGCAAGGGCUGUGCUUGGAGCUGUGUCUGCCACCCGGGAGGAAAGCGCAGGAGGGGCAUCGGUGGCGGCAUCCCCUCCAGCCCCCGGGGCAUUCCUUGCUGGAGAGGUGGGCUUGCCUUCACAAGAGGAGGGACCAGAGGAUGGGGAGGAAGGACCCUCUGGAGGGGAAAGGCCUGGACUCAGCCGUAAGUGGCGCCCAGCGGGGGCUGCGCAGAAGGGGGAGCGGACACUCGUCAAAUGCUUUCAAGGCUGGCGUCUGGAGCUUUCUGUGGGUUCUCUGGACUGUGGCCGCAUUUGGGAAGAGUUUUUUGCUGACCCUUCAGCUGCGCCUGCGGCUGGCAUCUUCCGAAGGGAAAACCCACAAUCAGCUUUGCUGGAGUUUGGAGCAGACACGCAGCAAAGCAAGGUGGCCCCCAGUUCUGCAGCCGCCCGCCCAUCUCUGUCCCUGAGAGGGGAACAGGGGUCACGGCCAGAGAUUUUCCUGGACGUCGUGGAGCGUCUCACGGUGAUCAUUGCAGCAAACGGGACCCCCAUGAAGGCCGACAUUCAGGGGGAAAUCCGGCUCAAGAGUUUCUUUCCCGGCUGCUCUGAGAUGCGGGUGGGCCUCACGGAGGAGUUCUGCGUGGGCAAGAUGGAGCUUCGGGGCUAUGGCAUGGCCAUCCACGUGGAUGAGUGCUCCUUCCACAGCUCUGUGAAGCUGGAUGAGUUUGAGCGCAGCCGCAUCCUGCGUGUCAAUCUGAGUCAAGGGGAGGUGACCCUGAUGCAGUACCAGCUGGCCAAUGGCAGCCCCAUGACUCUGCCUUUCCACCUCUUCCCCACGGUCAGCCAUGAGCCUGGCAGCCGGGUGCAAGUCUACCUCAAGCUCCGCUGCCAUCUUCCCCCCAAGAGCCAUGCCGUGAACGUCCGUGUCCACCUCCCCGUCCCCAAAGCUGUGCUCAGCCUCUCCCAGGAACUGAGCAGCCCUGAGCAGACGGCCACCUUGCAGGCCACCACCAAGUCCAUUGAGUGGGUCGUGCCCCGCAUCCAAGGGGGCUCCCAGCUUUCUGCCCUCUUUAAGCUGGAGGUGCCAGGGCUGAGCCGGGCAGGGCUGCUGGAGCUGGGCCCCAUCAACGUCUCCUUCGAGGUGCCGUCCUACACCAGUUCAGGGCUGCAGAUCCGCUUCCUCCGCUUCGUGGGGCCCCAGCCCAGCUUGCUCCAUCGCUGGGUGCGCUAUGUGACCCACAGCGAGUCCUACGUCAUCCGCCUCAAUGCGGGGUAGAGCCUCUGCCUUGGCCAGGCUGCCCUCCUCCCUCCCAGGACAGAGAGGGACAACCUGGAGGCAGUCUCUUUGCACAACCAACUUUAUUCCUGAACAGACAUGAACAGCCAGAACGGCUGCCCAGAACUCAACAAACCGUUCAACAGCAAACAGCCUCGCUUGCUCGCCUGCCUUCCAAGGGAGGGGUCCUGGGAGAAAGCCCAAACACCAAACUAGGGCCCCCCAACCUGGCCCUAAGGAACGAGGUGGACACUGAUGCUGUGCCCUCAGAGGAGGAGGGUCACAGUCUGGGAUGGUGUUGCUCCACGGCAGGCAGACGGGACGCGGCACAAACUCUUUCAGGAAUGACAGGCAGAACCACAGCCUCAGGCCUCCUGGAGAGGGAGAGAAAGUGGGGGCAUGGGGGCUGUGGACGGAUUCAUGCCACUCUUCCCACGAGGCUUGUAUCCUACUAACCCUGGGGCCUGAACAGAGUCUUGCAGUGCAGAACCA
Sceloporus undulatus (fence lizard) is the source of this 2470-nucleotide messenger RNA. It is a transcript of the gene AP4M1, whose product is annotated as adaptor related protein complex 4 subunit mu 1. Lineage: Eukaryota; Metazoa; Chordata; Lepidosauria; Squamata; Phrynosomatidae. The record is from RefSeq and is a predicted model, not a curated record. Gene Ontology annotation, biological process: Golgi to lysosome transport; protein targeting. Bases 35 to 1978 code for a protein of 647 amino acids. The transcript has 15 exons. Gene Ontology annotation, cellular component: cytoplasmic vesicle; clathrin adaptor complex; trans-Golgi network.